This is a messenger RNA of Penicillium manginii, 1593 nucleotides long. RefSeq lists its product as uncharacterized. The record is from RefSeq and is a predicted model, not a curated record. The transcript has a single exon. NCBI's taxonomy places the organism in Eukaryota, Fungi, Ascomycota, Eurotiomycetes, Eurotiales, Aspergillaceae. The coding region runs from base 1 to 1593 and encodes 530 amino acids.
AUGGCCGGCAGAUCUGCCUCUGACCAUGCCCGCCCGACUUCGGCUCCUCCGCUAAAUAGAGUCUCCAAAUCUGCCAUCUCAACCAAACCCAAGCGCCGCCCCGGUCGCCCUUUCAAAUUCCUCCGUAACUCUUCGCACUCUCAAUCCAGUCGAUCGCCUUCAUCCGCUAUAUCUCUUAUAUCUGCUCAAUCGGACUCCCCUAGUGCUGCACCGCCAAUCCGCCGACGUGCUCUGUCCAGACUCGAAACUUUGCCCGUUGAGGUAAUUGAGAAGAUCUUCCUCUACUCGCUGAAUCCCAAUCUGCCUCGAGCAUCGUCAGUACUAGCAGCAGCCAUUUCACGAGAGCAUAUUUACAAUCUGCUUAUUAUCUUGGCAUUAUGGAACGACCCCAUGACCACCGACCCGCUCAGCCCGGCAAUGGUUGCCAUGCUUACACCGUUGGAGGACUACGUGCCGUUGAGUUGGGAUGCGCGAGGCAAAUUGCAAGACUCCAUAUUUCGUUGUCGAUGGUGCACAAUGCAACGUGUGCGUGACCAGAUUCCCCAAAUCGUCAACCUGACGCUGCAUCGCAUUUGGAUCAACACUGGCUUAGAGAUGGACCCAGAUCAGCGAGCCGCCCUUGAUCGAUUUAUGAAUCGAGAAGAUACGACCACUCUUUCCUUCACAGGAAAGAGCGGACCGAUGGAUUGGUUAGCAACCCGACUCAAUCCCGAUUGGCCUCAGAAAACCUACGAUCAAAGUUGCCAUGCCCUGCCCCCCGGCCCGUACGAGUAUGAGCUCGCUAUCGAACCCAACAUCCUUAUCCACAUAAAAUCGAAAAAUGGGCCUAGUCUUACACUUAGGCCGGCCAUUGACCUUCGAGAGUUCCCCAGCUAUCUCCUUCGUGGCUCCAAUUCCGGUUUCUCGGCCGAGGAUGUUACCUUUCUCGAGCUUUUGCGUCUCUGUUCAAACCACAGACAGUGGGAUAAUACCGAAUAUCCACUGGGAUUGACGCUGACCAAAGUGGACCGUAUGGCCUUGCACCAGGGAGUGAGAAACGCGAUUCGUUCUCAGAACUUAGACGCCCUCACCUCAUUACUCAAGAUCGAUCAAUUUUUGUACGACUGCCAGGUACGCGACCGGAGCGAGGAAAAUAUUCCUCCUUACACAAUCCCAUCUGAUCACUUCGUGACCGUGACCUGCGUGGGUCGCAAUGAUCCACGUCUCAAUUUGGCGUUCUUCGAAACCCUCGUGCGUGCCAGUGCGGAAUCUAUUCCCACCAAUUCCCUCGAAGUCACACAGUGGACGGUCGAUAAUAUCCAGCUUGCCGAACGGAAUAAUACACAGUACCGUGAGACCAAUGGCAAUUUCGCCCGAUGGUUAUCGAACUUCAUUCUGCGAUUGCCCGUGUUUAUUGAGAGAGAGGCUGGGUUUUCCCAAACUCUCUUCCGACAUGGGAGACUUGAUCUCUCAAAAUACGAGGGCCGCCGGUAUUUUGAGGAGGUGCUUCAACCUCGGAAUGAACAAAUGCUGGACUGGAUGGCUGAGAGCUCGUUUCAUCCGGAAGAAUUCUGGCUGAAACCGAGCGCCAAAGUCUCCAAGCCAGAUGUAUAA